Molecule: messenger RNA, 2040 nt
Organism: Camponotus floridanus (Florida carpenter ant)
Lineage: Eukaryota; Metazoa; Arthropoda; Insecta; Hymenoptera; Formicidae
Product: trichohyalin
Exons: 14
Coding region: 50-2020 (656 amino acids)
Source: RefSeq, a predicted model, not a curated record
GAGAAUAGAACGCCAUCGUAUAAUUCCGAUAUUUUAAAAAAUAUUAAAGAUGCAAGAAGAUCCCGAGAAAACCGAUCGCACAAAUACGCAGAAUGUUAAGUUUAUCGAUAAAUUAAUCGCACAAUGGAUAAAACGAACAGGAGGCGAUAUUCCGCAUCAAACGGAAGAGGUAACCGAAUAUUUGAGCGUGCAGGAAACCACACAACAUGUCCUGCACAAGCGGGAACGCAUGAUUCAAGAUCUAAAACUGAAACUGAAGGAAAGCCAGGAGACGGUAGGCUUUUUGUCUACCUCUUUGGAAACGGAAACGCGCAAUAAGAAGGAGAUUCGUAUGAAAAUAAACGCCACUUGGGAGUCUAUCGAGACUAUCACGGAAUAUUUAAACUACGUCAGCGAGAGUCUCACCAGUUUCCAACAAUAUGGCGUUGAUUUGACCGCUUUAUUCAACAAUGUGAUUCUGAAACAGCAAGAAACUAUCCAGAAGUUGCAAUCGGACGAUGUAACAUCAAAAGGUCUGAAGGAUCAUAUUAUACAAUUAAAAAAUACAUUACAGUUGCGAGAAGAAAGAUUACAAGAGGCGAUAGUGGAGCAAAAUAAAUUAUGUAAACAACUGGAGACUUCUGAGUACGAACUACAGUUACAGAAGAAUGAACUGAAUACAUAUACCAAAGAAAAGCUGAUAUUCGUCAAAGAACAGCAGCGCUUGGUAUUAGAAAAUGAAAAUUUAAAAUCACAAUUACAGACAAUUGAAAAAGAAAAAUGUGAUAUCGCGAAAUCAGCUGCACAACUGGAAAACAAGUUGAUGCUUCAAGAAGAGAAGAUGCAAGAUGUUUUGAAAGAACAAAAUAAAUUGCAAAAACAAAUAGAAAUCUCUGAGCGCGAAUUCCUUGAGCAGAAAAGAAACUUGGCGAAUUUAUAUGCUGAAGAAAAGAAAAUACUUAUCGAAGAACAACAACGGUUGUUAUCAAAUGAACUUGAAAAUUUACAAUCACGAAUUAAUAUGCUCGAGCAAGACAAGAGUAACAUUACAGAAAUGGUCGCACAAAAAGAUGCGUCUCUUUCAAAACUUCAAGAUGAAAUUCUUAUGUAUAAAAACGAAAUGCAACUGAUGCGAGUGAAUAAUAACGAAGCAAACAUUAAAUAUGAAACAUUAGCAGAGAAACAAAAUAUGUGGGAGGAGGAAUCGCGUACGAAAACGGAAAAGAUCCAGAAUUUAGAAGCUAUGUUAAGCGUAAUAAAGCAAAGAGAGAGCAAAUUGAUUAACGAUAUAAACAGAUUGGAGAAGAAAUUAACUAAUGAAAUGAAUUAUUCCAAGGAUCUCUUAAAUAAACUUUCGAAGGCGCAAGAAGAUUUGCAGUUUGCACAAAAGAAAAAUAUUGAGACGCAAAAAUCUUUAGAAAUUACUAAGAAUACUAACGAACUUACCAAUAUCGAACUUCAGCAACAACUAAAGAUUCUUCAAAGGGAAAAGGAAGAGAUUAUAAAGCGAGAAAAUAUGAAGAAUAAGAACACGGAGAUUUUGUAUGAAAAUACGCAAGCCAAGCAUGCUGAAGAAGUAUCAGCCUUGAAGAGAGAUUACGAAACACAAUUAUUGGAGUUGAAAAGGACUACAGAUUCCCUGAAUGAUAUGAUUAACAACGUCAGAAAAGAGAAUACCACGCUGAACAAGUCCUUGAUAAAAACACGAGAGGAGAAUAGCAACUUGAAAUACGAUUAUAAAUUGAGUAUGAAGAAGAAUGAAGAUCUUCAGGAGAAGUUAAAAGAAGCCACGAAAGCAUUGCAAGCGAAAUCAAUAGAGGAUCGAAAAUCUACGAGUGAAUUUCAGUCUCAGCCUAACAUUUUCAUGGAUUACGACGGCAAUGAAAAAGAUGAGACAUUAUCGCAGAGUCAUUCAUAUUCGAUGAGUUUGAAGGAGAAUCAGAAGGAGCAAGAGGCAGAAGUUACGUCAGCUGGAAGGAAGUUCUUUAAAACGCGUCAACCGCGUUAUAGUCAACCACGUACUUAUACCAAACGACGAUAAAGAUUUACUAAGAAAUUAGU